Molecule: messenger RNA, 2158 nt
Organism: Cydia pomonella (codling moth)
Lineage: Eukaryota; Metazoa; Arthropoda; Insecta; Lepidoptera; Tortricidae
Gene: NANS
Product: sialic acid synthase
Exons: 5
Coding region: 170-1228 (352 amino acids)
Biological process (GO): carbohydrate biosynthetic process
Molecular function (GO): N-acylneuraminate-9-phosphate synthase activity
Source: RefSeq, a predicted model, not a curated record
CGCCGCCACUAGUGAUGCGUGCGCGCACCAAGCUACUCGCUUUUAUAUUAAAUUGACCUUAUUUACUUUGCUGGAGGUCGAUAAACCUUGACAUAUGAAUCUAGUGUUGCUCUAGCCACAAUCCGCUCGAGUGUUCUCCUAGUGUUUUACUUAAAGUGUAUGCUGGACCAUGUCGAAUUCGGUCGAAGUUACGAUAAGUCCGGACGUCAAAAUUGGCGGCGCUAACCCGUGUUUCAUUAUAGCAGAAGUCGGACAAAACCACCAAGGUGACAUUGAAAUAGCGAAAGAGUUGAUAAAAGCCGCAAAGGAAGCAGGCGCGAGUUGUGUCAAAUUCCAAAAAACAUGCCUUAAAGAAAAAUUCACAAAGAAAUAUCUGGAGCGGCCGUACGAUAAUGCCAACUCAUGGGGCAAAACCUAUGGAGACCACAAGAAGCACUUAGAAUUCUCGGAAACCCAGUAUAGAGAGCUGUUCAAGUAUGCGCAGGAGGUCGGCAUCUUAUGCACUGCUUCCGCCAUGGACAUGGUGUCCUUCGAUUUCCUAGUCAACAUGAAGGUACCCUUCAUCAAAAUCGGGUCCGGCGAUUCAAACAACUUGCUGUUCCUCAAAUACGCAGCAUCUAAAAAGAUCCCUCUGAUCAUCUCGACCGGGAUGGUGGACAAGACUGCAGUUAAGACUAUCUAUGACAUCAUAUCCGCGCAACACAAACAGUUCUGCUUGCUUCACUGUAUCUCAGCGUACCCUGUGCCUUUUGAGGACUGUAAUCUGACCGUGCUGCAGGACUACAAGAACACAUUCGACAUUCCAGUCGGAUACUCCGGCCAGGAGUUAGGCACGGCCGUAGCUUUAGGAGCCGUUGCGCUGGGAGCUAAGGUGCUGGAGAAGCACAUAACAUUAGACAAGAGCAUGAAAGGCACGGACCACGUGUGCUCGCUGACGCCGACGGAAUUCUCCCAGCUGGUGCGUGAUGUGCGCGUCAUCGAGGCCUCGCUGGGGACGCCCAUCAAGAAGGUCGUCACCUCAGAAAUUCCAUGCAUCGACAAGCUUCAGAAGUCGCUAGUGAUGGGCAGUACGAAGAACAAGGGUGAAAUCCUGUACCCCGGAGACGUUAAAAUCAAGGUCGCGGAGCCGAAAGGCCUCAACGCGCUGCACUUCGAGGACGUCAUCUACAAGACGCUAGUGUGCGACAAGAAAGAGGACGAGCCACUGAACGAAGGAGACUUCUGCUAAAAAUUCCACGGGGUGUCCCGUACAAACGCAUUUUUUUUUCUUGUAUUCGAUUUUUUUUUUCUGUUUUAAGUCGAUGAUUAUUUUUCUAGCGUUUGUUGACCGUUUGUAAGAUAUGGGUCCAGUUUUGGUCAGUUAAGUGUGUUGUUAUUUUUUUUAUCAAUAUAAUCAUUAAUCAUGCAUGAAAAACGGUUCAAAAUAUUGUUUGGGAGAUAUGACUUUGUACGAACGUCGAAUAGAUGUUCCGUUGAAAAAAAGGCCGAUUAAAAAUAUUGUUAAAGUUCAAAACCUGAUACAAAAUAAAUACCAAAAAAUUUGUACAAUUACACUCACUCAAUUCUCUUUAUGAACGUAGCUGAUUAAAGGCUUCCACAAUAAGGUCUGAUGCGAUGCGUAGCAAUAUCAAUUUUAGAAAUUUGUCACACGGACUAUAAAACAAAAAACCGUAAGGUAAGUGCGUGUCGGAGCACGCGCAAUGCUGGAACCUUAAAACAAAAAAAAAACUCCUAGGUACGGACAGAAGAACGUUCAUCUCAAGGCACUUCGGUAGUGAACAAAAUGAUUCAUAAAAAAAUAAGUUAGAAUUAGAGAUCUUAAUCCUCUGCUAGUGUUACCUAAAAUGUAAAUUAUUAAAGUCAAAUUUACCUACUUAUACAAAGGCAUAAAUACCUUAGUGUUUAGCAGUGUAGUCGGUCAUGUUCUGUAUUUUUAAAAUAUGUGCCUGUGCAUAGGUAAAUACUACAAUUUUUAUAAUAAGAUAUAAUAGAAAUGUAUAUUAAUUUUCAAACAAUGACAUGCAACGAAUUUAUAUAAAGUAAUAACUUAUAAGUACAUGUAUAAUUUAUCUACUUAUGUUAACCGUAUAUUACCGAAUUGUAAAUCUAGAUACCUAAAAUACUCGUUUAACGAAUUAAAUUCUAAUUUUUUUGUUAA